CGCAUCUCCAGUGAGAGCGUCACAGACUUCGAGAGAAGGGCUCUCCAGCCACUCGCCGAGGAGCGGCUUUAUCGUCACUGACGGCACAGACAGAGCGCACUGGACUGCGCAGAGGAUGGCACAAGAUAUAUGCGCCCUAAAGAAUUUUGCCACUUAAUGAGGGAUAUCUGGAAUAAAUCUUUUAAAGUAAGGAGGGAUUUUGUUUGCAGGCUUCUGCAGAUGCAGUUUACUCGGGAAGCAGACACUUGGUGAUACUUUUAACUUGGAUAUACUUUGAAUGUUACCGAUGGAUUUCUUAAACGAUUCAAAUUUUUCCCUCGGAGACACUAAUUCAACAACAACAGCUGUAGAUGGGGCCCUUCACUGCAGUGCCGUCCUCCCAGUCAUCUUUGGCAUCAUCUGCUUUCUAGGUAUCAUAGGAAACUGUAUUGUCAUCUACACCAUCAUGAAGAAGACCAAGUGUCGCGCAAAGCAAACUGUCCCAGACAUCUUUAUUUUAAAUUUGUCAAUUGUUGAUCUCCUGAUUCUCCUUGGGAUGCCAUUCCUCAUCCACCAGCUGCUGGGCAACGGCUCCUGGCAUUUUGGAGCUGCAAUGUGUACGGUCAUCACUGCGCUUGACUCCAAUAGCCAGAUUGUCAGUACUUACAUUCUCACUGCAAUGACCUUUGACCGUUACUUGGCUACUGUCCAUCCCAUACGCUUCAACUACAUCCGCACACCGUGUGUGGCAACACUGGUCAUCGGUCUGGUGUGGUCGCUGUCUUUACUCACCAUCAUCCCUGUGUGGAUGUACGCAGGCCUGAUGCCUCUGCCAGAUGGCCUGGUGGCUUGUGCUCUCCUUCUGCCUGAUCCAGUCACCAACACAUACUGGUUUACACUUUACCAGUUCUUCUUGGCAUUUGCUAUACCUUUGGCCGUCAUCUGCCUUGUGUUCUUCAAGAUCCUCCAGCACAUGUCCACCAGCGUGGCACCGCUGCCUCCACGGAGUUUGAGGGUGCGCACCAGGAAGGUGACCCGGAUGGCAGUGGCCAUCUGCUUGGCUUUCUUCAUCUGUUGGGCCCCUUACUACAUCCUUCAGCUGGUCCAUCUAGGGGUGCAGGAGCCAAGCCUGGCUUUCACCUACACCUACAACAUAGCCAUUAGCAUGGGAUAUGCUAACAGUUGCAUCAACCCAUUCCUCUACAUUAUCCUCAGUGAGACCUUCAAGAGGCAGUUUCUCAGAGCUGUACGCCCGGUUAAUAGGAAGUUCCGUGUGAACCCGAGCACCACAGAUGGUGGCAGUGUGAGCGUGAGAAUGAUACCUGAAGGGGCUCAGCAGGAGCAUGCCUCUGAGGAGAUUGUACCACCCAAUGGUGCCCCACAAUGACAUCAAAAUAACUUCACUAUGUAUCUCUGUGGAUCUGUGUAACUGAUACUCUGAAUGGCUUAUCAGCACAUGAACACAUAUUGUCUCUGGACAGUAACAUUUCCGCAUGAACUCCAAUCAACCAUUUUAUUUAUACAAUGUGUUUGCUAUUUCAGGCAAGACCUGAAUAUGAAUGUUUUUUCCUGUCAUUCACAAUCAUGCAAAGCGCAUCAUCACUGAUUUACAUAACUGUGAAAAACUAACCAGCCUUUUCUUACUGUGCUUGAACACACUUCAGUUUAGCCAUUUCCACCUGCAAAAAACACUCACCUUUUUAUAAAUGGGACGCUCACACUAUAGUCAAAUUGGUGUUUAUAUUUUGCUGAACCCGUCUGUUCAAAGUAUUCUUUAACAUGUCUGCUGUUUGCACAUAUGCAGCAGAGAAAAAACACUCACUCAUAGUUUUCUUGAGUUGAACAUAUGCGUGACAAUCCUAUAAGCUUCCUAUGGAAAAUGAAGGGUAAAUAUUUAUUUCAACAAAUGCGCCACUUGGCUGUGUUAAAUACAAGUAAGAGGGUGAAGCAGACUGGGAGGUCUCUCAGUAUAAAAGGUGUAUUCGGACUGAAUGCAAAGUAAAUUCAUCCUGCAGCAUGUCUUUUUAGCCGUGUUUUUUAACAGCAAACGGCAAGUGGACAAGGCAUGUUGACUCCCAGUCCACCUCUUCUCUGCUCUGGUCUCUGUAUAGCUAUAAAGGAAAUUUAUACAGCUUGGGUUGUCACGCAUGAAUGUUAUAGGGGAGAAAUAUUCAACCUCUGCAGAGAUGUUUUUGCCUCAAUUCAUGGCAGCUCACACCUGUUAACUUGUCUGUAAUAUCAAUGCGUCCUUGCCGACAUGCUGUUAUGUGGUAACAAGUAAAUACUACAUUAUAAAUACGCACACAUCAACACACAUCACGUUUAAUAUAAGAAGACUGUGCACUCUCACUACACACAUUCAGUACAAUAUCACUGUGGACAUCCAUGCAGAAUACCGAGCAGAUGCUUGUUCCUAUGACAGCUUCACUGAAUGAUGGGAAGAAAUGUAUGAAAUGAGUUAUGAGCUUUAGGAGUUUGUGUAUAAAGACUUCCAAAGUUGGUCCCCACAUUUUGAUAAUACAUUCAUCGUUUGUUCUGGUGUCCCUCUGUGAUUUUUUGAUGUAAUGUCUAUGUUUGAAGAACAGACUGGAUAAUGCGACUGGAGAUAAUGUCUCCUCAGAUGAUAUCUUGUUAAAUAUCAGAAUGCAUUAGAUAUGUCUCUGCGCACAACAAUGAAAGGGAGUCCAUUAGCAGCAAAGUUUUGAGGAAUCGUGAUACAACAUUCUUAUAAACUUAUUCUCCUCUUGUGAAAAAAAAGACAGUUUGUAAUAUGACUUUUAGACAAAUGAUUGUAUGACUCAUCACAGUAGUAACAGGGCUUCAGCUUCCAAUCAGGGGUGAUUUAAAGUCCACUGUGUAGGAUUUAAAGGCAAAAAUGGUAUAUGAUAUUCAUAACUAUGUUUUCCUUCAUGUUCAUUCAUACCUUGUGUUUAUUCAUUCAUUCAUUUCUGUAACCGCUUACCCUCUUGAAGGUCGCAGGGGGAGCUGGAGCCUAUCCCAGCUGACACUGGGCGAGAGGCAGGGAACACCCUGGAUGGGUUGCCAGACUAUCACAGGGCUGACACAUAGAGACAGACAACCAUUCACACCUACAGCCAAGUUAAAGCCACCAAUUAACCCAUCCCCAACCUCCAUGUCUGUGGACUGUGGGAGGAAGCCGGAGUGCACGGAGAAAUCCCACGCUGACACAGGGAGAACAUGCCUCUACCAGAACUCCACACAAAAGGGCUCCCUCCCGGGAUCAACUGCUGUGAGGCGACAGUGCUAACUACUACACCACCGCACCGCCUACCGUGUGUUUAGAUAAAGAUGAAAUAAACAAAACAAAAACUAUAUUAUGGCUCAAACAAUUACCUUAGAAUGAGCUGUUUUUAUCCGCCUAUGGCGCAGGUCCUUUCCCACAGAGUCUGCCAAAUUGUUUCUACAGUAGCCCAGAACGGACAAACAGAGAUACGGCCAUUAGUGUUUUCUUGUUUUUAUGUCGGCCACUGUAGUUCUCCUACAUGUUUGGCACAUGGGAGAUGUCCUGCAACCUGACUGCUAGAUGCCACAAAAUCCUACACACUGGGCCUUUUCUCUUGUUUGAACAGUGCGAUAAAACAACAAAUACAUACAGAAUUUGGUUAAAAACCCAAAAGAACUCACCUCUACUAGGCAGUUUAGGGUUUGAACCAUACUGUGAAAAUAAUGGAUGUAGCUAACGUGAUGUCACCCAUUGGUUUGUGGACUCCCAUUUUGGAUCCUUGAAUUUGGCACUUCAGCUGUUGCCAUCUUGGUUUUUUGGAGCCAGAAAUGACCACAUUUGAGUAAGAGGGUAGAGUUGUGGUAGAGUGAGGGUUGGAUCUGACUGAGAAGCCAAGGACACAAUCAGCAGACUACCUGUCACUCAAAGCAGCCCACCCUUAGUUUUGUGAAACUUUAAGCCUUAAUGAAAUGUAAAUGUGUAAGUUAUAAAAAAAAAAUUCAACCCUGUACAGUUGUCAUGAAGGUUGAAAUUAGCUAUAAAGAUCAACACUGCUUUUUGUACCAGGCUGUAAACCUGCCGUGAAGUUGUCCAUUUUAACACGGGUGUCUAUAAGGAUUGACUGGCUUCUGGAGCCAGCCUCAAGUGGUUAUUAGAGGAACUGCAGUUUUUGGCACUUUGUGCUGGCCUUAAUUUUUCAACCCCAUAGGGCUGCUGCGUGGUUUGAACCCACUGGCUUGCUUGGGCCCUUCUUUGUGAAGUUUGCAUGCAGUUCCUGUUCUCCUUGGGUUCUCCAUCUCUUUGCCGCAGACCAAAGACAUGCAAGUUAGGCUAACUGUUGAUUCUAAAUUGCAUUGGUUGUGAGAGCUUGGGGUUUUGUCAUUUUUCUGAAACAAUUCCACAAAAAAUGCUGACACUGGAAGAAUCCUUGCAAAUCUGAUUCACCGAACUUAGCAUGAAUAAAAAUAAUGCAAUUGAGAGACAUUUUUACAAGCCCAAAGAAGAAAAAAAUCUACAAGCAUCAAAGAUUGUGGAAAGGGUCAUCUGUCAAGCAGUGAAAGUUGCUGCAUUUUCAGUAUUGAUUCAAUGUGAAGUUCAAGGCCACGAAUAUCAAUGAAGGGCUGUACUCUGGAUAUCUGAGUGGAUAUGUCAAAUCUAUAACAGCCAUUUAGCCAAUGAUGUGUUGUAAUGUUGUCGUACUGAUAUCAAGUCAUAUUAUAAUUUGAUAUGUAUAUUUACGAUGCUGUAAUUAUAUGUUUGAGAAGGGUUAUUCAUGUAAAUAUAAAAUAUGUUUAACACUGGAUAUGAAACUCAGGGUUUCUCAACCUUUUUCUUGCCUGUGACCCAGUUCUCAGUCUUGAUUUGAUGCCAGCAAUUAGAGUUGUGAAGUUUUCGUAGGAGUUGCCUAUUUUUGUAUUGCAUUUUUAAGCGGGCAAAGGGAACUCUGAAUGGACUGCACACAGAAGUUAUGAUAUAGAUUAACCUUUUUUUAAAAUUAAAAACUAAAUCAAACACUUCUCUUCGUCUUAAAAAUCCCCCACCUGUUAAUCAAACCACACCCUGUGGGGUCCUGACACCAAGGAUGAGAAACUCUGGUGUAACUGUUGUUUGUUAUGAAGCAAAAAGAAAAAAAAUGUUAAUGACAAAACAUGAGCAGCUUUGCUUUAUUUGCUUAAUCGUCGAUGAAAACAAUACGU
Molecule: messenger RNA, 5139 nt
Organism: Epinephelus fuscoguttatus (brown-marbled grouper)
Lineage: Eukaryota; Metazoa; Chordata; Actinopteri; Perciformes; Serranidae
Gene: mchr1a
Product: melanin-concentrating hormone receptor 1a
Exons: 2
Coding region: 278-1366 (362 amino acids)
Biological process (GO): neuropeptide signaling pathway
Cellular component (GO): neuron projection; membrane
Molecular function (GO): neuropeptide binding; melanin-concentrating hormone receptor activity
Source: RefSeq, a predicted model, not a curated record